GCGCCCACCGCGACGGCGGCUGGGGCUUUAGGUGGCCACGUUGAGUUCGGGCAAGGGCUUCGCAACCGUCCUGUGUGCGCCGUCCCGCUUCCGGCCGAGGGCUGUCCCGGCGGGUGCUCUUCGAGGCACAGCGCCGGGGCACUGCGAGGGAGCCGAGAGGUGAGGUACAUGAAGCCUAAAACCCGAAAUGGCUGGGAGGAGGCCGCCGGGCCGGCCGGGCCUGCUGCUGGGGCUGCUAGUGGUGGUGGCGGCAGUCCACCUGGUCACCUGCCCCUACACCAAGGUGGAAGAGAGCUUCAGCCUGCAGGCCGUGCACGACCUGCUAUACCACCGGCUGGACCUGGACAAGUACGACCAUCAUGAGUUCCCCGGCGUUGUCCCCAGGACGUUCCUCGGGCCCAUUUUCAUUGCCGCCUUCUCCAGCCCUGUGGUGUACUUGCUGUCACUGCUGGAAGUCUCCAAGUUUUACUCUCAGCUCAUAGUCAGAGGGACCCUCGGGCUCAGUGUCAUCGCUGCUCUCUGGAUGCUGCAGCAGGAAGUACGGAGGCACUUUGGGGCCACAGUGGCCGUGUUGUUCUGCUGGGUGACAGCCACACAGUUCCACCUGAUGUUCUACUGCACGCGGACGCUGCCCAAUGUGCUGGCCCUGCCCGUGGCCCUGGCGGCGCUCACAGCCUGGCUCCGGCAGCGCUGGGUCUGCUUCUUGUGGCUCUCUGCACUAGCGGCCGUCGUCUUCCGGGCCGAGCUGGGCCUCCUCCUGGGCCUCAAGCUGCUGCUGCUGCUCCUGGGCAGGAAGGUGGCCCUGAGGAGGGUGCUAUGCCAUGCUGUCCCUGCUGGCGCUGUCUGUCUGGGACUGACAGUCGCUGUGGAUUCGUAUUUUUGGCGGUAUCUCGUGUGGCCAGAAGGAAAAGUUCUUUGGUACAAUACCGUCCUGAACAAGAGCUCCAAUUGGGGAACCGCCCCGUUCCUGUGGUACUUCUACUCGGCCUUGCCCCGCGCCUUGGGCAGCAGCGUGCUCUUCCUACCGCUGGGCACGGUGGACCGGCGGACCCGGAUGCUCCUGCUGCCCACCCUGGGCUUCGUGCUGCUCUACUCAUUCCUGCCCCACAAGGAGCUGCGCUUCAUCAUCUACACCCUCCCCGUGUUCAAUGUCGUGGCCGCCCGCGGCUGUGCCUACCUGCUGAACAACUACAGGAAGUCCUGGCUGUACAAAGCAGGCUCGCUUCUGGUGAUAGCACACCUCGUCGCCAAUGCCGCCUAUGUGGCUGCCUGCCUGUACGUGUCCCACUUCAACUACCCAGGCGGUGUCGCACUGCAGCGGCUCCACACUCUGGUGCCCCCCAACACAGGUGUCGCCGUGCACAUCGACGUGGCUGCUGCACAGACAGGUGUUUCUCGCUUUUUGGAGAUCAACCCCAGCUGGAGAUACGACAAGCGGGAGGACCUGCAGCCUGGGGCGGCAGGCAUGCUGGCCUACACACACCUGCUCCUGGAGGCGGCACCCGCAUCCCUAGCCCUGUACCGGGACUCACACCGGGUGCUGGCCCAUGUGAUGGGCACAAGCGGUGUGCAUCUGAACCUGACCCGGCUGCCUCCCUUCGACAUUGACCUGCAGCCAAAACUGGUGCUCCUGGAGCGGGUGCAAGGGCCAUCCUGGGGAGGGUCCCUGGGGGACCAGGGCCGUUCUGAGGGGCCGUCCUGAGGAGGGGCCUGGAGGGACCAGGGCUGUCCUGAGGAGGGCCCCCGGGAGGACCAGGGCUGUACCCAGCUCAGUCCUUCCCAGAUACAUGGGCUUGUCACUUCGGCACAAUGAAGAUGACGUGGAGAACGACAUCAGAGACCACAGGCAGGCCCUUCACUAGCGGCAGUCCCCAUGUCCACAUGGGCCUGUCUCCCGACACCCAUGCUGCUGCCAGUAGGCGACACUGUGACGCUGAGACCUUCUGUGGUGUUGGCAGGACCAGAUGCUGGUCACAACCACAUUGGUUCCCGGCUGAGAAGUGUGCAGACCUGACCCGCACCCACUUGGGCGCCUGGCAGGAGCAUCUGGAAGAUGGAGACGUGGGCUGGCAACACGUGCUGGGCCGCGGCUACCUGCCCCUUCCGUUGCUGCGGAGGGGGCCUCGCCUUCGCGUUGGCUUGCAUUUAGCUUCAGAUCAAAUUUGGGGAGAUAAACAAGUAAAACGUGAAAUGAGAAUUAAAUUUUCUAAAUGUUUU
This is a messenger RNA of Loxodonta africana (African savanna elephant), 2217 nucleotides long. It is a transcript of the gene ALG12, whose product is annotated as ALG12 alpha-1,6-mannosyltransferase. The transcript is spliced from 10 exons. Gene Ontology annotation, molecular function: alpha-1,6-mannosyltransferase activity. Gene Ontology annotation, cellular component: endoplasmic reticulum membrane. The record is from RefSeq and is a predicted model, not a curated record. The coding region runs from base 188 to 1702 and encodes 504 amino acids. Gene Ontology annotation, biological process: protein N-linked glycosylation. Lineage: Eukaryota; Metazoa; Chordata; Mammalia; Proboscidea; Elephantidae.